This is a messenger RNA of Sclerotinia sclerotiorum 1980 UF-70, 261 nucleotides long. RefSeq lists its product with no specific name. Lineage: Eukaryota; Fungi; Ascomycota; Leotiomycetes; Helotiales; Sclerotiniaceae. The record is from RefSeq and is a predicted model, not a curated record. The coding region runs from base 1 to 261 and encodes 86 amino acids. The transcript has 3 exons.
AUGUGUCAAAAUGUGAGAGUAUACAUCCAAGGGAGUGAGCCGCCGCUACGAUACGAGAAAUGUUGUAAUUUCACCCUCGGUGCAUGGAAGAAAUUGGGAGAGGGAUCGACAGAUUUGAAUCUUGGAAUCCUUAUAAAUCGAAGCAUGUUGGGUGAAGAUGAAGCUUGGGAGAAAGAGGAGGCGGAUGAAGAUGCUUUGAAGAAGGCAUGUGAAGAUCUUCUAAGAAUAGAGAGGAUGAAAGCGGGGAAGGAAGAAGCUUGA